Messenger RNA from Effrenium voratum, 249 nucleotides. The record is from the annotation of a GenBank genome assembly. Lineage: Eukaryota; Dinophyceae; Suessiales; Symbiodiniaceae.
AUGCAGGCAUGCCACCCCUUGACCACGGAGCUUAGACGCUGGGAGAAGCUUGCACAGGUGACUGAGAAGGGCGAAAUCAACAAGGACGUGCAGGCCUCCAUGGCCAGCAGCCGGCAGCUGUGCCAGGCGAAGGUGCGGCCCAAGCCGGUCUGGGCCGGCGGCCUGGUGAACUUUCCAAAGUACAUGCUCAUCAAUAAUUGCCAUCUCAAGCAGAUGGACUUGCAGCGAUACGCCGACCAGUGUGAGCAG